Molecule: messenger RNA, 873 nt
Organism: Propithecus coquereli (Coquerel's sifaka)
Lineage: Eukaryota; Metazoa; Chordata; Mammalia; Primates; Indriidae
Gene: PRSS42
Product: protease, serine, 42
Exons: 5
Coding region: 1-873 (290 amino acids)
Biological process (GO): proteolysis
Molecular function (GO): serine-type endopeptidase activity
Source: RefSeq, a predicted model, not a curated record
AUGGCUUGGAAGCUGGAACCAGUGAAGGAGUGGAGUGGGGCAGGGGGACAGAAUGGAGCGUGUGGCCGUUCCUUCCUGAAAAUCGUGGGAGGAGUGCAUGCAGAGGAAGGAAAGUGGCCCUGGCAGGUGAGCGUGAGGAUCAACGGCAGGCACAUCUGCGGAGGCUCCCUCGUCACGUCGAAGUGGGUGGUGACUUCGGCCCACUGCAUUAUGGGCCGUUUCCGUUACAGUGUCAAGAUGGGAGAUCGGAGUAUCCAUGAGAAAAACACAAGUCUGGUGGUCCCUGUUAAAAACGUCAUUGUCCACCCUCAGUUUGCAACUUUUACAACCGUUGAAAAUGACCUUGCCAUUCUCAAGCUCCUCUACUCUGUGAAUUUUACUUCCAACAUCCAGCCUAUCUGCAUCCCUCGGGAAACUUUCCAGGUGGAAGCUGGGACCAAGUGCUGGGUGACUGGAUGGGGCAAAACAAAAGAAGUGGAAAAUCUUCCAGCAGAAAUUCUCCAGGAGGUGGAGGUACAGGUCAUCCGCUAUGAAAAAUGUAAUGAGAUGAUGCAGAAGAUCUUGUCAUCUGCUAGGGAUAUAGUACAAAAAGGGAUGCUCUGUGGCUAUGGAGGAAAAGGAAAGGAUUCUUGUCAGGGAGAUUCUGGGGGCCCCAUGGCCUGUGAAUAUAAUGACACGUGGGUCCAAGUGGGGAUUGUGAGCUGGGGUAUCGGCUGUGGUCGUGAAGGAAUACCUGGAGUUUACACAGAAAUUGCUUUCUACAGCAAGUGGCUGGUUGCAGUGGUGAACCAGUCUACCUCUUUGUAUUCGGUGGUGUUCCUCAUCUUACUCCUAUGCUUUGUGCAGUCCCUGGGCAUCUUGGUGACUCCAUGA